AUGGUAUGCAGCAUUGUCGAACUUGCCAUGGCGUUCAAAACUGCGUUAAUUCUAGGCCUGGCCAUGUCCACCGCCGGUUUCCCCAAAUACGUGGCAAAGGUACCCAACGGGGACAAGGUGGCGGGCGUGGAGGCCCUGGGGCAUGUCAACCCAGCGGGGGGCGGGGCUCGCAAUGCAUUUGGUGCGGCCUUCAAGCUGGCCGGGGCGACGUGGACGACUGGUUUGUGCCAGGCUGAUUCGGACAACGACGGGGCCACCAAUGGCGACGAGCUCGGGGACCCUUGCUGCACUUGGAAGGUUGGCGAGAAGCUGGCUACGGCCAAAGCUACCCAUCCCGGAGAGCCUGACAUAUUCACCCCCGAUCAAUUGAACGCACUCAAGUGUGGUGUCACUGCUUUGGAAGACGGAACUACCACGAACCCCGUACCUCUUUCAGCACCCCCUUCCAAGCCUGCGACCGCCCCUAGCCCGUUAACUUCGACUUUAGCCGUUCCCUCCACGACGAACAAACCUGCAGCCAGCCAUGAGCCGAUGGCUGUCCAGAAUACGACGGCGUCGUCCAGUGGUUUGUUGACAGUGUCGGGUGUUGCGAUUGCCCUGGCCAUUCUGCAAUAG
Molecule: messenger RNA, 615 nt
Organism: Aphanomyces astaci
Lineage: Eukaryota; Oomycota; Saprolegniomycetes; Saprolegniales; Verrucalvaceae
Exons: 2
Coding region: 1-615 (204 amino acids)
Source: RefSeq, a predicted model, not a curated record